Phytophthora nicotianae INRA-310 is the source of this 1487-nucleotide messenger RNA. RefSeq lists its product as hypothetical. The coding region runs from base 28 to 1299 and encodes 423 amino acids. NCBI's taxonomy places the organism in Eukaryota, Oomycota, Peronosporomycetes, Peronosporales, Peronosporaceae. The record is from RefSeq and is a predicted model, not a curated record. The transcript is spliced from 3 exons. Gene Ontology annotation, biological process: potassium ion transmembrane transport. Gene Ontology annotation, molecular function: voltage-gated potassium channel activity. Gene Ontology annotation, cellular component: membrane.
ACAACGUGUCCGGUGUCCGGCGGGACGAUGCUGUCGCACCUGAAGGAGCUCAAGGCGGACAAGAAGAAGGAGUCCAGGUAUGGCCACGUAGACAGCGCCGUGGACAUGAGCCCCGGGGGCUUCAGACAAACGCCCAGCAACGCCAGCAACGUGGAAGCGGGCAAUGCGAAGCAGCAACAACAGCGCAACCCCGAGGACCUAUCAGACGAAGACGACGACGACGUGGACACGGAGGCGUCCACGACCAAGAUGGAGAGCGAGGUAUUGGGGCACGACCUGCGGUUUCGCGUGAAUGGCAUCGUGGUGGACAGCGAGGUGAAGGGAGGUGCCAGGAAGGGCUGGGAGGGCGUGUACGAGAUCAUGUUCAAGAGCUCCACGCCCACUGGCCAGCGCGUGGCGCUUGUUCUACUAGUGAUGGUGUCCAUGAGUGUCGUAGUUGCUGUGCUGGACAGUGUGGACGAUAUUCGUGAGGACAUUGGAAACUACUUGCUGGCGUUGGAGGCCUUCUUCACUGUGGUGUUUUCAGUGGAAUAUGCUCUACGACUCGUUUCGCUUCGUAACCCGAGCAAGUUCGCCUUUAGCAUGAUGGGCUUCGUCGACAUGUGUGCUUUAGUGCCGUCGUAUUUGGGCUUCAUCCUGCCUGACGCAAGGCCGCUACUCCACUUGGCAGUGCUGCGUAUCUUCCGAGUGAUGCGCGUGUUCCGAUUGCUGCGUCUCGCUCGGUUUGUGGACGCAGGUGCUGCACUGAGCGACAACAUCCAGUCGAACAAACGACGCAUUGCCGUGUUCCUCGUCGCGCUGUUCACGAUGAUUCUCGUCAUUGGAUGUGCCAUGUACCUGAUAGAAGGCGAUCGUCAUGACUUCUCGAAUAUCCCUAUCAGCCUCUACUGGACGGUUGUGACCAUGACCACUGUGGGAUACGGUGACAUCUCGCCGCAGACGAUCGUUGGUCGCAUGCUUGCUACCGUUGUGAUGUUCGUUGGUUACGGUAUUAUCGCCUGUCCGUUGGUACUGAACCAAGCCGGAUCACAGGAUAUUCUGACGGAAGUAAUUGAAUGCCCACGCUGCUUCCGACGGCUACACCAAGAGGAUGCCAACUUCUGUCGUGUAUGCGGCACGUCACUACGUCAGCCUCGCGCCAAGAGUAUUAAAGCGCGUCGUGACCGCCGUCUUCGUCUCGCGAAGCUUCAGCUACCGAUCCCGGAGGAUGGCCUGCCACUGUCGACCACAUCGACCAUGAGGUCCAAUGUUCGCCUGCUUUCAGAGGAACCAGACUCGACGCGGACAAACGGCCGAUAAAUCGGUGCCAUGUCAUUUUGGGAUUGCUCUUGCUAUCGGCAAGGAGCGGUCAUGUAGCAUACCACACGCGUUGGAGGGCAAAAUAGACGAUGUAUGCAUGUGUUUUUCGUCAACACACUUUAUGUGUCAUUUUUCUCAAUCCGGAAAAUAUUGACGUGCAACUUACAUGAAUGUUCAAUUGAAAUUGC